AUGCCUUGUUGAUGCCACAAAAUGGCCAGCAGACGCACUCUAAAAGCCGUCCUCAUUGACCUUAGUGGAACUUUGCACAUAGAAGACACAGCAGUGCCUGGGGCACAGGAUGCUCUCUCCAGAUUACGGCAGGCAUCUGUUGCCAUCAAGUUUGUUACUAACACAACCAAAGAGAGUAAGAAGAACUUGCUGGAAAGGCUGCAAAGGCUCAAAUUUGACGUCCAGGAAAAAGAAAUCUUCACAUCCCUGAGCGCUGCAAGGAGUCUUUUAGAAAAGACCAAACACAGACCAUUGCUCCUGGUGGAGGAAAGUGCACUGGAAGAUUUUAAAGGUAUUGACACUUCAGAACCGAACGCUGUUGUCAUCGGACUCGCACCUGAUCACUUCAACUACCAAACUAUGAACAAGGCCUUCAGACUGAUUCUAGAUGGCGCUCCUCUCUUUGCUAUCCAUAAGGCUCGCUACUACAAAAGGAAAGAUGGUUUGGCACUUGGCCCUGGGCCCUUUGUAACCGGACUGGAGUAUGCCACAGACUGUAAAGCUACUGUUGUAGGAAAGCCUGAAAAGACAUUUUUCACUCAGGCUCUGGCUGAUUUAGGAUGUAGUCCAGAUGAAGCAGUCAUGAUAGGAGAUGAUGCCAGAGAUGAUGUGGGAGGUGCUCAGAGUGCAGGAAUAUUGGGGAUUCUGGUCCAAACCGGUAAAUACAGACAAGGAGAUGAGGAUAAAAUAACUCCUCCUCCUCACCUGACGUGCAACACUUUUCCAGAUGCUGUUGAACACAUUCUUAAGAACCUACUAUAA
Molecule: messenger RNA, 801 nt
Organism: Nerophis lumbriciformis (worm pipefish)
Lineage: Eukaryota; Metazoa; Chordata; Actinopteri; Syngnathiformes; Syngnathidae
Source: RefSeq, a predicted model, not a curated record